Messenger RNA from Trichoplusia ni (cabbage looper), 1275 nucleotides. RefSeq lists its product as uncharacterized. The transcript is spliced from 6 exons. NCBI's taxonomy places the organism in Eukaryota, Metazoa, Arthropoda, Insecta, Lepidoptera, Noctuidae. The coding region runs from base 309 to 1259 and encodes 316 amino acids. The record is from RefSeq and is a predicted model, not a curated record.
CUUGAUGGAUCCCUAAAUGCUCUAGCAUUAAAAAAACUGCUUUUCAAUAAUUUAUGAAACAGAUUAAUGUUUGGAGAAAAACCUUUUUCCCAUUGGACCCAAAUAUAAAAUUCCGCAACCACAACGAUUCGAAAAAAAAUACUGUCAUUGAAGAUGUCUAAAUAACGAACUUGUCAUAGAUUCUGAUGUCAAACAUAUUUCCAAUUUCCAAAAAAAGCCGUAAAUUAAACUGAAUGUGCACAAUUUGAUGUUGCAUCGAGCCUGCCGGGUUGUCCAAGCAAAACAAUGUGGCAACUGGAACCAGACAAAUGGUUCCCGGCUACGUUGUCUUUGGAGUAUUCCUUGUAAUAUUGUAUAGCCUCACACAUGAGAACAGUCAGUUUGCAGCAACAGCAUCUGUCAUCCGGCAGAUAUGGUCUGGUGGGUGUCGCCUGAGCUGCCGACAUAGCGCGCUCAGCGAUGGCGGCAUCAGCGGCCUCAGCGGGCUGGUGGACGCCUACCGCGAGGAGGAGGCCAGGUGCAUCUGCGAGGCCUGCCCUUGCGCGCUCAUUGAGAACUUCUUGAUAUCAUGCAGACCGGCGACUCAAGUAUAUACCUACACAGUGGGUUUUCUUGUUUCUAUGAUAAUUGCCGUUUAUAAUACAUUCUAUGACGCAUAUAGACGCAUCAUCAGCGUGAUGCAGUGUGGCGCCUCAUGCCGGAGACAUGCGCAGUUGGUUGAUUCUGAUGCAAAUUCAAGUGAGAAUUUUACCCUGGUCGAAGAAAAACCGAAAAUGCGCGUGCGCCCAAAACCGCAAACAAAAAACGCAUCAACUGGACCAUCCGCUUCGGUUGCCACGUCGGCAAAAACAUAUGAUUCAGAAGCGAGUAAAACCUCAUCCAGCAAAACUACCCAAGAAUCCUUGUUGUCUGCAUUGAAGUCAUCAUUCACCUCUGCUGCCAGUUCAGGGUUAAGAAGUAUUACUCCUUCCCCAAAGGAAAAGACUCCGGAAGAACGAAGUGUUUCGAAACAACCGUCGCUCCCACCACACUCGUCACAAACACAACAUGCACCGCAACCGCCAAAGGCUCCAAAACCACAUAAACCAGCACAAUCACCGCAACCUUCAACGCCUCCCAAAACACAAACCAUUUCAGAAGAGACUUUGAAACCAAAAAGUUCAGUGGAUGCAAAGAUGAACUGUUCCAAAUGCGUCGAGACAGGAAAGACUUGUGUAGGUGGAUGUCCAAAUGCAGAAAAACAUAGAAAGAAAAAAUAAAGCUCAUCGUUAUAAC